AUGAAGAAAUUAAAAGAAUAAUGUUUAGAAGCCUUAAAAUUUUCAUCAGAUUGUAAAUUUAUUUUAUGAUUUUUAGUGUAAUAACAAUUAGUUUAAGUUAAAAAAGAUCUUUUAGAAAAAACACAACAAAUUACAAAAUUAUAAUCUGUAAUUUAGAUGAUUGAUUGUGAAGCUUCAGAUAUUUAAGACUUAUUUUGGAAAGUUCAAAAAUAAACUUUAAGCAUUAAAUAAAGUGUAAGGGAAGCUGAAGAAAAAUCUAAUAAUUCUGAAGCGAUUGAAAAAUAAUUUGAAGAACUUUAAGAAAAAAUUAUAAAUCUUGAAGAGCUUGUAUUCACACAUCUUUUCAAUAAUAAAAUGAAUCUAAAGAAGAAUAAUAAGAAAUAAAGUGAUUAGAAUAAAGAAAAUAAUGAGGAUAAUUUAAAUGAGAAAGAAGUUCAAAAUAAGAAAAAGAAAUAUAUAAGUACUAUAAAAAAAACUCAAAAUGAAUAUGUUAAUAAUUUCAUCAAUGAGGAUUCAGAAGAAGAAGAUAGAGAAGAUUAAAAAAAAUAUAAGAAAAGAUUAAGACGUAGAACUGCUAUAGAUUAAUCAAAUAACUUGAUAAAUGAUAUUUUUAAUUUUAAUUGA
Paramecium sonneborni is the source of this 624-nucleotide messenger RNA. NCBI's taxonomy places the organism in Eukaryota, Ciliophora, Oligohymenophorea, Peniculida, Parameciidae. The record is from the annotation of a GenBank genome assembly.